This is a messenger RNA of Penicillium brevicompactum, 2427 nucleotides long. Its product is annotated as kinase-like protein. The transcript is spliced from 5 exons. The record is from RefSeq and is a predicted model, not a curated record. Lineage: Eukaryota; Fungi; Ascomycota; Eurotiomycetes; Eurotiales; Aspergillaceae. Gene Ontology annotation, molecular function: protein kinase activity; ATP binding. Gene Ontology annotation, biological process: regulation of mRNA processing; protein phosphorylation; spliceosomal complex assembly. The coding region runs from base 1 to 2427 and encodes 808 amino acids.
AUGUCAGAGAGCAUCCCACCAGAAAGCACAUCAGGCCAUGUGCCGCCCCCAAUCAUUUAUUCACCGGACAUCAUGGGCACAUUAGACGAGGAUGAAUCAUCGUUGUCUCAGUGGAGAAGGGACCUCAUCAUGUGCUCUCCGAUCAUCACGUCUGAGGAGAAACUCGACAGAUAUCGUCCUGGUGGCUAUCAUCCAGUGCUUGUUGGAGAUACAUUUAAAGACGGACGUUAUACCAUUGUUAACAAACUGGGCUUUGGUGGGUACUCUACAGUCUGGCUUGCCUGGGACAAGGACCAGUGUAGACGUGUCGCUUUGAAAAUCAUGGUUUCGGACGUGACUGAUCCCAUAGAGAUACGAAGCUACGAGCAUCUGAACAAGAAAGCUAGCGGAAACCUCUCCCAGUACUAUAUCGCCACGAUGCUGGAUUCGUUUGUCCACGAAGGUCCAAAUGGAUCUCACCACUGCUUGGUAUCGGAAUUUCUUGGGCCCAGCCUCGACCGUUUUAUGAGGGAACACGAAAAACAUCGCUACACUAAAAAGCUCGCCAUGUACAACGUUGGGAACAUCGCGGAUAUGAUGCACCAAGUGAUGGAAGCUGUCAGCUUUAUUCAUGAGGCUGGAAUGGCCCACGGAGAUAUCCAAGCGGGAAAUAUAGCAUUCUGCCUUCCUGACGGCUUCCUCCAGAAUGGUGACCUGACCGACGACUUUGUUGGAAUCCCACAAGAGGAACGUGUCUUAAGCGUUGACGGAAAACCCCGCGCGGAAGGAGUACCGCCUUUGAUGUAUGGAUCAGCAAAGUGGCCAGGAUUGUUUUCACUUAAUUUCGAAGGCGGCCCUAUUGACAUGCGACAUCGCACACUCGAUAUCCGUCUGUAUGACUUUGGCCAGAGCUUUUUCCACGGCAAAGAGCCAGAAGUUCUCAUGCAACCACGAAUGAUGAAAGCCCCAGAAGGAAUUUUGACGGAAAAGUUUGACUACAGAGUUGACCUUUGGUCUAUCGGUUACUUGAUCAAAUGGCUAAGCUUAGAGGAACACUGGUUUCUCCAACAAGGAAGAGGGAUGUAUGAGAUAGCCUACAGUAUGAGAUGGUUUGUGGAAGAUAUACCAGAGGAGUGGCUGCCAAAUCUCGAGGAACUGCGAUUAAAGCACGGAGCUCGUUUGAUCACAGAGGAAGAAUAUCCACGGCCCUGGCUUGAGGGCACCACUGCCAUCGACUUCGUAAAAACCGGUCUUGACACAGCUACUGAUCGUCUCGUUCUUAUCAUCAAAGCACUCAUGCGCUGGUUGCCAUCCAAUCGGAUCUCCUUGAGGGAAGCAAUGCUCAUGGUUGAAGAGCUGCAGACUCACUGGGAAACAGCAGAGAAUGACGCUGUUUUCUGGUAUGGACUAUUCCAUAAAGACGACUCGGACUCGGACUCGGAAUCGACCUCAAAAAAGAGUGCCUGGAAUCGUUUAGAGGAAGAAGGCUGGUCCGAUGAACGAAGAGAAGCAGAACCAGAGGAAUGGAAAAGAGUGUCUGAUGAAGCGUCUGAAAAGGAUUGGCAUGAGGGGAGGCAAAGGUGGGUUAAAACGAUGAGAAAACAUGCAAAAGAGCAGGCUUCCGAGCUCCCAUCCGCUCAUCCAUUCCCGAGAAUUCAUAUUAGCCCUGAAGAGGUAGAGAGAAUGCUGGAAUUCAUUCGUCGCGACUUACCGAAACCUCCCCCAAACGACUCUGCUUGCCCCAAGGAGCCUCUCCAGGAACCACAGAAUUUGGAAGUUGGCGAAUUGCAGCAGUCUGAAACACCAAACCCGAAGUGCGAAUGUGAUCCUCCACAGACAGAGCAGCAGGCAGGAGAAAAUCCAUUGGAAUGCCAACAGAAACAGACACGAGUGGAGGGCACGCUUCUAGCAUCGCAAGGGACCCCUACUCUCCCGACUCUAGAAAAAGCAGAAAGUGCACCCAGCAGCCUUGGGCCGUCUGGGUUUGAUUUGACGCAAGCUACUCUUUUGGCUAGCCAGGUGGGCCUGCAACCCAUGGAAAUGACACCUGAUCCGGUGGAAAGCCAUGAGAGCAAUGAAAAUUCCCCAUCGACGAGUUCUGGUAGCCCCAAGGAGUCCUGCUCUAGUCCAGGGCAGUCAAAAUCUCUUCCGGACAGCCAGACCGAGCAGGGUUCUGUGCUUUCAGAGCUAGCUUCUCGAGGCGAUGAUGCACCGAAGUUCCGACUGGCAGAAGAUGGGCUGGAGGUGUCAGAACACCAAGAUCAGACCCCACCGGCUAGCAAAGCCCCAGAAACCAUCGAUAAUUCGCUGCCCAAAGCAAACGAACUAAGCUCUGGGGCAUCAGAGGAUCUCGAGGUGCAGCAGGUUGAGGUUGAGAGAAAGCGCUCCUGGUGGGCAACGCUGUUGAGUCCGCUUUGGCGGCCAUGGAAGCGAUUCCGAAGAUCCUAG